AUGAGAGCUGUUGCAGCUGGUCUCUAUCAUCCAUGGGCUGCGUUGCAUAUGCCUGGAGUUGGUCGAGCGCUACUAUCCCUAUUGACAGGAACAGGUGUUGGCACAAAAUUCUUUUAUAAGUCUUACAUUACUAUUUUUGUGCUCUAUCGGAUGAAUACCACAUCAUCGCCGUCUGUUUCAAACAAUCUACAGGCUGAAAUUAACAAAGCUUCUGUAUAUAUUUAUCCAAUUACUAUCUCCCUGACAAUUAUAUCAAAUCUUAUUAAUAUCUACGUACUCUACCGUCCAAAGUUUCGUUCAUGUUCAAUUACACAUUAUUUUCUUGCUUUCGCUUUUACUUGUUUACUAUAUACAUGCGAAGUACCCGUAAUGAUGUUUCUUCGCCUUCGUUUCGGAUAUGUUGUAACAUCAACACCCAUUGGAUGUCGAUUACAAACGUUCGUAAUAUAUGUUUUGCCAUUAUUUAUUUCCUUAAUGUUAGUAUUCGCAUCUGCCGAUCGUUUUUUUGCCAGUGCAUUGUCGGCACGUAUCCGCAAUCUAAGUCGCGUGCGAAUUGCACAACAGAUUAUAAUCACCGUUGCUCUCCUCACGGCUAUCUAUGCUUUCCCACACGCAUUGCUGUAUGAUCUGAAUCUUAAAACAAACCAAUGCGUCGCAUAUUCAUAUACGAUCGCUAAUAUUUAUCUUUCAAGUCGAAUUGUUCUUUCGUAUAUUCUCAUACCGAUAGCUAUGACUGUAUUCGGUUGUCUGCUCGUACGGAACAUUCAAAGACAAACACAUCGUACUGCUCCACACGCGAUGAAUACUCAACAAGAGAUCCGUAUGCGUCGUGUUGAAAAUCAACUAGUGCGCAUGAUAGUUUUACAAGUGAGUGUGUAUCUUGUGUUUUCUAUUCCUGCAGGCGUCGGUUACACAAUAAUUACAUUCGUUCCGUCGAUGAACACUCCUUUUAUGGCGCAAGUCCGUGUGAUUUUAAGCCUUUGGCAGCAAACGAUAUACUUUUUACCACUUCUUCUUUACAUUUUUUCGUCUAAAACUUAUCGACAGGAAUUUUUGAAAACUUUUUCAUUGAAUAAUUAUCGAUGA
This is a messenger RNA of Adineta ricciae, 1086 nucleotides long. The record is from the annotation of a GenBank genome assembly. Lineage: Eukaryota; Metazoa; Rotifera; Eurotatoria; Adinetida; Adinetidae.